UAGUACGUUUUGAGUCAAAUAUUUUUUGCAUGACUUUGGUUGCCAUAGCCAGUCGAAAAUAUUUAUUUAAUACUUAAUUAAUGUCUGAGAUAUAGUACUUUGAGGUGAAAUAUUAUACGUAUUUUCUUGAAAAAGACGUUUAAAACAUUAGAUUUUAUAUUCUUACGCCUAUGUCACCGGUCAGUCGCGCAGUCGUGUUUACACAGUGCGUGCGAGUGUUACGUCAAAAAGGUUUUGUUCAUACCUACGACUUGUGCGAAGAUAAUGUAGUUUGAAGACGGAGAAGUUUAGUGAAGUUAGUGCCAUCGCAAAGUUUCUGCCCGGUCGAACUUGAUGCCAUUGCUGCGGCACGCCUGACGCCGCAACCCAAGACACAGCGAUGACAAUAGCCACCAGAGGCCAGGGCCUGCCCGUCGACCCCCCGGACGGACAGUCCGCCAUGACCCAGCCCACGUCGAUGGUGAUGCCGGGCGACGCCGGCUCGGGAGUCCACCAGGCGGACUCGGGGGUGUUCUCGGAGGCGCCCACGGAGCAGGCGUCGCCGACGGGCGAGCCGCCCGAGGGGGAGGAGGGCGGGGGCAGCGAGCCGGACUUCCCGCGCGACAAGCUGGCCAUGCUGGACGAGAAGAUCUCGAGCCCGCGCUGGGUGGUGCCCGUGCUGCCGGAGCAGGAGCUGGAGGCGCUGCUCCUGGCCGCCAUCGACCUCUGCAGGAAGGGUUUGGACAUACACAGUGAGGCGUGCCAGCGGUUCUUCAGAGAGGGCCUCACCAUUUCCUUCACCAAGAUCCUGACGGACGACGCGGUGAACAGUUGGAAGUACAACAUCCACUUGUGCAUCUACCAGAACUGCGAGCGGCUGGUAGACCUGUGCGUCGUGAAGCUGUCCCAGGAUUGGUUCCCGCUCCUCGACUUGCUGGCCAUGCUUUUCAACCCAAACAACAAAUUUCACACUUUCAACAGCGCCAGGCCAUCAGAAACAGUUCCUCCUGGAUCCAACAUUGCAGAUGAAGAUAUCUUUGCCAGGCCACCACCCGAUUCUCGGACCCCCCGGGGCUGGCUUGUCGACCUGAUAAACAGGUUCGGAAGUUCAGGUGGAUUUCAAAUUCUAUUGGAGCGUUUUCAGAGUGGAAAGAAUUUAACAGUAACAGUAAUAUUCGCUCUGAUUCGCCCAUUUGGUCUUUGCUAUGAGCUGCUGACAGUCCACACAAUCAUCAAAUACCUCAUGCCGAUAAUUGAAAUGGUGCCAGGAAUACUCGAUAACCUGACGGACGAUGAGUUGAAGAAGGAAGCGAAGAACGAGUCGAAGAAUGACGCCGUCUCUGCAAUCAUCAAGGCUUGCAAGUGCCUCCUGUCCCGGAUACCGAAGCAAGAGGAGAUGGUGAAGAACCUGGAGAUCUUCAGGCUGAAGAUGAUUCUGAGGUUGCUGCAGAUCUCCUCGUUCAACGGCAAGAUGAACGCACUGAACGAAGUGAACAAAGUAAUAGCCAGUGUGACGUACUACCCUCACCGGCAUGCUGGCCUCGAGGAGGAAGAGUGGCUUACGGCCGAGCGCAUGGCGAAGUGGAUCAAGGACAACCGGGUGCUGCAGAUAGUGCUGCGCGACUCCCUGCACCAGCCCCAGUACGUGGAGAAGCUGGAGAAGAUCCUGCGCUUCGUGAUCAAGGAGCGCGCGCUCACGCUGGAGGACCUGGACAACGUGUGGGCCGCGCAGGCGGGCAAGCACGAGGCCAUCGUCAAGAACGUGCACGACCUGCUGGCCAAGCUGGCCUGGGACUUCUCCCCCGAGCAGCUUGACCACCUGUUCGAGUGCUUCCAGGCUAGUUGGACGAAUGCAAAUAAAAAACAGAGAGAAAAGUUGUUGGAAUUAAUACGACGUCUUGCAGAAGAUGACAAAGAUGGAGUGAUGGCGCACAAGGUACUGACGCUGUUCUGGAACCUGGCGCACUCGGACGACGUGCCGACGGAGAUCAUGGACCAGGCCCUCACGGCCCACGUCAAGAUCCUGGACUACAGCUGCGCCCAGGAGCGGGACGCCCAGAAGACGGUGUGGCUGGACAACUGCGUGGAGGAGCUGAAGUCGGGCGACAACUGGGUGCUGCCGGCGCUCAAGCAGAUCCGCGAGAUCUGCUGCCUGUACGAGCCGUCCCCGAACAUGAACCACAGCCAGCGCACCCACCACGUGUACUAUAGGCAAGAAGUUAUAGAACGGUUACAAACUCAACAUAGCUUAGUUGUAUUAGUUACUAACAAUUUGACGGCAUACAUGGAUAAAAUUAGACAAAUGGCUAAAGAUGAUCCCAGUUUAGAUCCAAAUAAUUUUUACCCAGACAACAGGUAUAACCACAUUCAGCAAGUGCACGAGAGGUUAAAUUUCUUGAGGUUUCUUUUAAAGUUCCCCGUGUCCCAGGACGGCCAGCUGUGGCUGUGCGCGGACCAGGCCAAGCAGAUCUGGCGCUGCCUGGCGGAGGACGCCGUGUUCCCCUCGGACAGGGAGGCGUGCUUCAAGUGGUUCUCCAAGCUGAUGGGGGAGGAGCCCGACCUGGACCCCGCCAUCAACAAGGACUUCUUCGAGAACAACAUCCUGCAGCUGGACCCCACGCUGCUCACCGAGAGCGGCAUGAAGUGUUUUGAAAGAUUUUUCAAGGCAGUGAAUUCCAAAGAGGGUAAAUUAAAAGCAAAACGAAGAGCCUUUUUAAUGGAUGAUGUUGACUUAAUAGGAACUGAAUAUCUUUGGCGGGUGAUCACGAACAGCGGGGAGGAGAUUGCCAGCCGGGCGAUAGAGCUGCUGAAGGAGGUCAACACGAACCUGGGCCCCCGGCUGCAGUCGUCGCUGCUGGAGUUCCACGAGUCGUUCGUGUCGGAGUGCCUGGACCGCCUGCGCGCGCACUACGACACGGUGUCCGUGCUGCGCGAGGAGGGCUGCAAGGACGCCGACCUGCCGGGCGGGACGGCCAACCGGCUGCGCGCCGAGGCCGUCAAGAUGUGCCGGGUCAUGAAGGUGCUGCAGGAGUACAUCGGGGAGUGCGACGGCGACUUCGCGGGCGAGCGCAAGAUCCUGCCCCUGCACAGGGCGUGUCGCGGGAAGAACCUGUCGCUGAUCGUGCGGUUCAACAACCCCGGGCGGCCGGUGGACGACAUCGAGGUGUUCACGCACAGCAACGACACGCUGGCGUCGCUGCGCAGGCAGGUGCUGCGACGCAUCAAGGCCAGCAGCGCCAGCGUCAAGCUCGACCUCUUCGUGAACGGCGAUCUGCUCGACCCGGUCGACGACAAGAAGCUGCUGAAGCUGCUGUCCCACGUCCCGCUGCGGGACAAGAUGUUGCUGACGGCCAAGCUGUCGCAGGUGAACGCCAACAUGCCCAGCUCGCCCGACAGCAGCUCCGACAGCUCCACCAGCUCUCCGCAGCACCUGUACGACAGCCCCAACGUGGAGGCGGAGAACAGCCUGCCCGGCGUGCUGAUGUCGCAGAGGGCGCCCUACGCCCAGUUCUUCUUCCAGCUGGCGGACCUGGGCUGCAGCCUGCAGUACGCCCCGCUUCGCGACGGGGCGCGCAUGCUGCUGUGGCUGGUGCCCCCCGACAGCCACACCGUCGAGUGCUUGCAGGACCUGUUCCGCCAGCGGGCGCACGGGCUGGACCUCGCCUCCCCGGGGCAGGACGGCCCCAGUGGCGCCGUCCCGCCCGUCUCCGUCGAGUCCCUCUUCUUCGGGCCGUCGCCCUCCCAGGUCCUCUACAACCUCGUGGUGAUGUAUGCCUUGUUGAUGCCUGCGUUGGAUCCCUUGUCAGAGAAAGCGUUUGAGUUUCAGUACAACUUCAUUAGAAGCGGGGAUGCACCGAUUAUACUUGACAUGCUCACCAAGAAUAACUUUCUGCCCAAUGCUGACGUGGCCACAAAGAGGUCGGCGUACCUGACGGUGCUGAAGAUGUGCAAGCUGCUGCUGACGGUGAUCGGGCACGUGAUGGCCCGCGUGGUGGUCGAGGACCCCCAGGGCUCGGCCCUGCUGCGGAGCGCCGAGGGGGGCGUGCUGGACCCGGGGGCGGGGGCGGGCCUGCCCCGCGCGCCGGCCGCCGUGCUGCGCCAGGCCCUGCACAGCAUCCCCAGCCAGAGCACCGAGUACAUGCUGCGCAACGUGGCGCUCAAGCUGGCGUCCGGCCUGGCCGACCAGGUGCUGCUGAAGAACCAGGAGGGGGAGCGGUCGCGCGGCAUGUUCGUGCAGGCGCUGUCCUGGGAGCUGCCCAACGUCACGACGAUCCGGGCGAUCGUGCGGCUGGGGUGGGCGGCGGGCUGCGGCGGACUGCACCUGCUCAACGCCACCUCCGAGGAGCUGCACCGCAUGUACGACAGCGGCUCCGCCCACGUCCCGGACAACGAGGACGUCCUGGUGUGCAGAGAAGCAUUAGAAGUGCUCACAGUUGCUCUAGUCCUGAACCCAAAGACACUGGAAACCUUGACUAAGGACAAAAUGUGGCACAUGUUCAUCAUAGACUUGCUGCUACUCUGCAGGAACAGGUCGGUGCGGAUAACGGCAGCGGAGCAGUUCCUGCUGAUCUCAACGUGGUGCAGCGCGUCGCAGCAGCCGCUGCAGUUCUGCAUCACGCUGCUGUUCACCGUGCUGAACAGCACGGUGGUGGAGAAUGCUCGGAACUCGCACGAGUACUUCCAGUUGCUGUGCCGCCUCAUCAACUACGCGGCGGCCGCGUCCUGCCCGCUCCCCACCGCCGAGACGCUGCUCAACAACGAGGUCGUCUGGCUCAAGAAAGUCAGGGAGAACGUGAAGGAGACGGGAGACAGCCUGGUGGAUGAAGCAGUCCUGGAAGGCCAUCUCGGCAUUGCCAAGGAGCUUCUGGCGUUCAUGAUCUCGGAGAAGAAGUACGACCUGGGUUCCAACGAGAGGAAGGGCAUCAACCUAGUCAGGGAGCUGGUGGACGACUUCAUCUUCCCGGCGUCGCGCCUGAUGCUGCACCUGCAGCGGACCGGGGAGCUGAGCGCGGACCAGGCCAUCCCCGUGUGCGUCGCCCCCAACAUCAUCAGCGCUGCCUUCGACCUGCUGGUGGCGCUGUGCCUGGGCUGCGUGCCCAACAUGAAGCUGCUGGUGCACCGCCUGUCCGACAUGUUCUAUUCAGACAGGGAUGAGCCCUUGGAGGAGUGGGACUACCUGCCGCCGGUGGGGCCGCGCCCGCCCAAGGGCUUCGUGGGGCUGAAGAACGCGGGCGCCACCUGCUACAUGAACUCGGUGCUGCAGCAGCUGUACAUGGUGGAGAGCAUCCGCGUGGGGCUGCUGGCAGCGGAGGGAGCCACCACGGACCUGGAGGAGGACUUCAGCGGGGAGGAGCGGCCCGAAGGGGAGGGUAACCUGGACGGGUUGGAUCAAGACUGCAGCGAAGAGAAGAGUGGAGCGGAGGAAUCUCGCAAGGAGUACAACAUUGGCAUCUUGAAGCAGGUGCAAGCAAUAUUCGGCCACCUGGCGUACAGCAAGUUGCAGUACUACGUCCCGCGGGGCCUCUGGAAACAUUUCAAGCUGCAGGGGGAACCGGUGAACCUCCGUGAGCAGCAGGAUGCCGUGGAGUUCUUCAUGAGCCUGGUGGAGAGCAUAGACGAGGCCCUGAAGGCGCUCGGGCAGGAGCAGAUCAUGAGCAAGAUCCUCGGCGGCUCCUACUCCGACCAGAAGAUCUGCAAGGGUUGCCCGCACAGGUACUCCAAGGAGGAGCCGUUCAGCGUGAUCAGCGUGGACAUCCGCAACCAGAGCAACCUGCUGGACUCCUUGGAGCAGUACGUGAAGGGCGAGCUGCUGGAAGGGGCGGACGCCUACCACUGCGAGAAGUGCAACAAGAAAGUAGUGACAGUGAAGCGGUUGUGCGUCAAAAAGUUACCUCCCAUACUCGCCAUACAGCUCAAGAGGUUCGAGUAUGACUUUGAAAGAGUGUGUGCCAUGAAGUUCAAUGACUAUUUUGAGUUUCCUCGGGACUUGGACAUGGAUCCGUACACAGUUUCAGGCUUGGCGAAGCUAGAAGGAGAAAUGAUUGACUGUGAUUACGACGAGACGUCGAAGGACUCGUGCACCAGGUAUCAGCUCUCCGGAAUCGUGGUACAUAGCGGACAGGCCAGCGGCGGCCAUUACUUUUCGUACAUCCUCCACAGGCAAAGCGACGGCACGGCCAGGUGGUACAAGUUUGACGAUGGUGAUGUGAGCGAAUGCAAGAUGGACGACGACGAGGAAAUGAAGACUCAGUGCUACGGGGGUGACUACAUGGGCGAGACUGUCUUUCAGGUUUUUGAUCACAUGUUGAAACGAAUGAGUUACCGUCGACAGAAGAGGUGGUGGAAUGCUUACAUGCUGUUUUACACCAGGCUAGACGUUGAGGAGAACGCGUUAGUGAAAAGCCUCAACGAGAUGUCGUUAUCGGACUCCAAGUUGGGGAUAAUGAAGAUGCCCCCUGUGAUUGAGAGGAGUGUUCGGAAGCAGAAUAUCAAGUUCAUGCACAAUCGUAACCAAUUUUCAGCGGAGUAUUUCCAGUUCAUUAGGAAGCUCGUAUCGUGUAAUAGUCCGCCUGUUAACCGACAACACAUCUCGGAAAAGGUGAGCCAGGAAGUGGAGGAGCUGUCGAUGCUGAGCACGCAGUUGGCCGCUCGCUUCCUCUUCCACACCGGCUUCCACACGAAGAAGACGCUCCGCGGGGCCGCGCUCGACUGGUACGAGGUCCUGUGCCUGCACCUUCGCUGGUCGAAAGCCGUGCGCAGCUGGUUCGCCCACAACAUCCUGUUCCAGCAUCCGCACAGGUUCUGCGAGUACCUGCUCACGUGCCCCAGCAACGAGGUGAGGUCGGCGUUCAUGAAGAUCAUCGUGUGCCUUGCCCACUUCUCGCUCGGCGACGGGCCGUGCCCCCCUCCCAUGGUCGAUGCACGAAUCAUCAUGCUGGACCCGCAGGCCACGCUCAGCGACCACCUGCUCCACACCGUGCUGCUGCUGCUCCACAAGGAGGUGGCCGAGAACGGCCGACACCUGCCCCACUACUUCACCCUCUUCCAGAACUAUGCCUCGCUCGGCGUCGAGGAGAAGACCCAGCUGCUGAAGCUGAACGUGCCGGCGACGUUCAUGCUGGUGGCGCUGGACGAGGGGCCCGGACCACCCAUCAAGUACCAGUACCCCGAGCUCACCAAGCUGCACCAGGUGGUGUCCCAGCUCAUCCGCUGCUGCGACGUCAGUGCCAAGGCCCAAUCCUCGCACAUGCAGCAGGGGGCGAGUCCUUUGCCAAACCCAUAUGGAGAUCCCUCGUGUCCUGACUACAUCAUGCCAAUACAGCCCCAAGCUGCGGAGAUUUUGUUUGGAAGAACCAGCUACAUCAAGAAGAUGAUCGAGGACUCGAACCUGUCAGAGGACACGGUGAAGCUGCUGCAGUUCUGCAGCUGGGAGAACCCGCACUUCUCGCGCACGGUGCUGAGCGAGCUGCUGUGGCAGAUCGCGUACGCCUACUGCCACGAGCUGCGGCACCACAUGGACCUGCUCCUGGCGAUGCUGCUGGUCGAGGACUCCUGGCAGACGCACCGCAUCCACAACGCCCUCAAAGGCGUGCCGGAGGAGCGGGAAGGUCUGUUCGACACGAUCCAGCGCAGCAAGAACCACUACCAGAAGAGGGCGUACCAGUGCAUCAAGUGCAUGGUGGCGCUGUUCACCAAGUGCCGCGCCGCGCAGCAGAUGCUGAGCUCCAACAGCGAGCUGAAGGCCAAGUGGACGAUGGCCGUCGAGUGGCUCCAGGACGAGCUGGACAGGAGGCCUUAUGCACCAAACACACAGUACAGUUACAACAGCUGGUCUCCUCCGGCGCAGUCCAAUGAGUCGACAAAUGGCUACUUCCUGGAGAGGUCGAACAGUGCCAGGAAAACGCUAGAGAGGGCAUGCGAGUUGUGUCCAGAAGAAUGUGUGUCGCGCUGCCCGCAGGAGCCGGAAGGGGGCGAGGAGGUGUCCGAGGAGAGCGAGAGUCCCCAGGCGGAGGACCAGCAGCAGGCCCCGCCCCCCCUCCCGCAGCAGAGGCCGGUCCCGUACGUGCACGCCAACAGCACGGCUGGCGCGCCCGUCAAGAGGCUGCUUCCUGCUGGCCCGGGGUGCCCCGUCCCUGCAGGGAACUGUCUGCAGACGGAGCAGGUCGGCAGCGAGCCGCUGGACGAAGCUUUGCCCCUGGACGCAGGGAACGGAGUGGCGUUGCCCAGCCUGCCCCCGGAGCAGCCCCCCUCCUACCACUAGUCCCGCCCCGAGGGACCACCGUCGAGGCAGGCCUCGGAGGGCCGGCCUCCCGCAAACCUCCGUCGGGCACCUUCUCUUGCAACCAAAAUAUUUAUUACAGCUUAGACCGGCAUGUUUUAAAUACAUGUGUACAGUUGUACAGGAAUUGGAUUCACACUUGUAUUUAUUUAUUUUGUCGCAUGUGUUUAAUAAAUUAGUGUUUGCUUUUAAUGAUUUCCAAAUAAACGUGUGUGUGAAAAAAAAGAUAUAACCAUUUUCCUUUUGUUUUUUGUAGCUUGAUUUUUUUUCUUUCUUGAACUUGCAUUUUGUUCUAAAUAAUAAUUUUAACACAUCUGCUGCUCAAAGUUUUUUUUUUGCAUUUUCUGUUACUUGAAGUACUUGGGCCCUGAUGGUUGGUAAACGUUACUCGUUUUUCUUCGAAUCGAUUCACCAUCUUGGUACAUGUUCUAGUUUGAUUUCAUCACAGUUCAUCUUAGAGCUGUAUAAGCAUGCGAGCUCACAAAUUCAAGCUAGAGUAGCCAUUUAAUGUAUACCCUUAAAUUUAAAUACAUGCAAAUUUUAGCACUAUUACUAUUUAAUUAAAUUGUUUCAGAUUUGUGCCAUUAUGAAAGCAUCAAUUCAGAAUGUCUUUAUAAAUCAAAUGUUACUUGUGAAGGAUGAAAUUUCAUUAAAUAAAGAAAGAAAUUCUAUCAUUUUGUUGCAAAACAGAAUUUGACUUGUGGCCACAAAAAAUAUUAUUUAAACGUUUAGGAGUUGUGCUUAUCUUUUGCUUUAUGAACUUAAAAACGUUCUGUAAAUUGCAUUUGUCCAGGAUUGGUUUUCCCUGAACUUUGUUGACAAUAAUAGUGCCUAAAUAACUUCAAACUUCAAGGCUGAUGUUUGAUGAUUUUUAUUAGGUUUGCGAGUGGUUUACUUUAUGUUCGGCGUGUGCAACAAGCAAAUGUUUGGACUUCUGUUGGUUGUUGUGUAAAUGGUUCUGUCGCGUUUGCACCUUUAAUGGCGUGGUAAUUUUUUUUUUGUGGUCUAGGUCAACUUUAUAAAAGACUUGUUAAACAAUUGUAUGUUGAAUUUUAUGUAUAGCAAGAGACUUGUAUAUAACAAUGACAUUGCUUCAAAGCAAUGCGAUGGACCGCUGAAGAAUAAUACACGAUUGUUGUAGAACAUUUUGAUUGUGAACGUUGGAACUUAUUCUUCAUAGUCUGCUCUUGUACUCAUGUAAACUUUUGUUUUUUAAAGGAUUGUAUUUAUGUUUGUUUUUAUUUUGAAAAGGAACAGUAUGUACAGUAUAUAUAAAUAGAUGUAUGUAUUGGAUGUGGUGAUUCAUUAUUGUACAUUUACGUUAAGAGAAUUGCCACACCUACGUCUUAUGCUCAUUGUAUUGUUCCUUCGUUAAAUGCCACAGGAAUGUUUGAUGCUAUUAUUUAAAAUAGGUGUACAGUAGAUAAUUUUAUAAAAAAUAUUUUGUUGCAUUCCGUUUAUCUUUUUUUCUUUUUGUUUUGUUCCUUCAUUUAAUGGACUUUCCUUUUAUGCUGUUAAGGCAGCACAAUUGGGUGAUAUAUAUUUGCAUUAAAUUCUUUUUAAUAUUUUAAAGUGAAGCGUAGCAUUAAUUCUUUAUUCCAAAUGCUGGAUAAACACUCCAUACGCAAUUAAGGUUAGCGAUGGCUAAUUUGCAUUUCAGUGCAAUAUGUUUCCCCUUAACUUGUUUAUUAGUACUUUUAUAAUUUAUUUCCUGUACAAUUCUAAUCAUUUUGUAAUAUAACUCAAUAUGUACCCAUACUUACAAACUAUCAGCCAAAGUAUUUGUAAAGAAACCUAAAGUUUGCACGUGCAAACUAGAAAACUAAUGGAUUUGCACCGGCUUGGAUUCAUGGAUUCAGCAUGUCUAUCCAGCACGUUUAAGAUGAGACAUGCAUGUGAUGUGUGAGAGAGAUAACCUGCCUGUGAUUAUUUAUGCUUUUUCUAUGUUGCAGAAGAUAGUCUUUUUAAGAAGGUGUGUGACAUAGUUAAACUGUUUUAUAAUGAUUAAUCCAUGAUAAAUAUUCAAAGCUGUCUAGUUUUGUGGGUUUUUUUUCCAGUUUGAUUUUCUGAAUUAUAAUCAAUUUAAUUUAAAUGUUAGGCAUUAACUUCUUUUUAUCAUUUACAGGAAUACAAUAAAGUAAAACUUUUGAACUAUUUAAUAUUAACUUGCAACAGUAAUAAUGUUUACUGUGCUGUGUUACUUUGUCAGUUGCUAUUGAUUCUUGGGAUUUUACUGUGUUAUGUAUAAAAAAAUUUGUACAGUGCCAGAAUUUUUUUUUUGUUGUGCAAACAAGUCCUUUUUUCUACUUUGUCGCUCCAAGAUAAGUGGAAAUACAAAAUUAAGUUCUGAA
This is a messenger RNA of Bacillus rossius redtenbacheri, 10608 nucleotides long. It is a transcript of the gene faf, whose product is annotated as probable ubiquitin carboxyl-terminal hydrolase FAF-X. Gene Ontology annotation, molecular function: cysteine-type deubiquitinase activity. The coding region runs from base 380 to 8239 and encodes 2619 amino acids. The transcript has 44 exons. Gene Ontology annotation, cellular component: nucleus; cytosol. Lineage: Eukaryota; Metazoa; Arthropoda; Insecta; Phasmatodea; Bacillidae. The record is from RefSeq and is a predicted model, not a curated record. Gene Ontology annotation, biological process: protein deubiquitination; cell migration.